AUGAUCCAAGACCAAGUUUCGCUCCCCUCCAAGGGGACGGCCACCUCCUGCGAAGCGGGCUACUUUUUUGCUGAAGUGCCCGGUUUGCGGCCCUUGGCCAGGCGGGCCACUUUUGCUCAAGCGGGCCACUUUUUUGCUGAAGUGCCCGGUUUGCGGCCCUUGGCCAGGCAUGGACCAGGAAUCGACAAGUUCCCGGUUCGCGGCCCUUGCCCAGGCAGGAACCAGGAACCGCUAAGUUCCCGGUUCGCGGCUCUUGCCCAGGCAGGAACCAGGAACCUCUAA
Puccinia triticina is the source of this 282-nucleotide messenger RNA. RefSeq lists its product as uncharacterized. Lineage: Eukaryota; Fungi; Basidiomycota; Pucciniomycetes; Pucciniales; Pucciniaceae. The transcript has 2 exons. The coding region runs from base 1 to 282 and encodes 93 amino acids. The record is from RefSeq and is a predicted model, not a curated record.